AGUGCGAGAGCUGAAACCGCAGUCGAUCGGAAAAGUGACACAAAAAUGGCCGAGGAAAAUCAAAACAUCAUCUGCGCUCCGGCAGAAAGUUCCAUCAAAAUCAACAAAUGGAAGGUCCGCGAAGGAUAUCCGGUGACCACCGGCAACAUCAUUUUGUUCUACGAAUGCCUAAAUGGCAGCGAGAAGGACGUCAAGCGUCUGAAAGCCACCAAAGCGGGCGUCGUAAAAAAGCGCCUCGCUAAAGAAGGUGAAAUUGUUGAUAAAGGGAAACCUUUGCUUGCGUUGCAACAAUGUAGUCAUACCACCGUCAUUAAGGAUAUGUGUGCCGAUUGUGGGGCAGAUUUGCGUCAAGAUGACCAGGCUGGUGGAUCUGAGGCUUCCGUCCCAAUGAUACACUCCGUACCGGAACUGAAAGUUACGGAAACAUUAGCUAAGAAGCUGGGACAAGCAGACACGGAACGGUUGCUGAAGGACAAAAAAUUGGUUCUAUUGGUUGAUUUGGAUCAAACAUUGAUCCAUACAACUAAUGAUAACGUUCCAAAUAAUUUGAAGGAUGUGUAUCAUUUCCAAUUGUAUGGUCCGAAUUCGCCAUGGUAUCACACGAGACUUCGACCGGGAGCUUUGCAGUUUCUAACUACGAUGCAUCCUUAUUACGAACUGCACAUAUGUACGUUUGGAGCCCGCAAUUAUGCCCAUAUGAUUGCACAAUUCCUUGAUCAAGGUGGAAACUUGUUUUCUCAUCGAAUUCUGUCACGUGAUGAAUGCUUCAAUGCAACUAGCAAGACCGAUAAUCUGAAGGCUCUCUUUCCUUGUGGAGACUCGAUGGUAUGUAUUAUCGAUGAUCGGGAAGAUGUGUGGAAUAUGGCAGCUAACCUCAUUCAGGUUAAACCCUAUCACUUCUUUCAACACACCGGUGACAUCAAUGCACCGCCAGGAAUGUCUAAACAUGAACUUGAUGGGAAGGGAGUCGAUUUCAAAGAUCUCAUCAGUCAAUUUUCAAAGGAUAAGAAAGAUAAUGAAAAAAAUAACAGUCGGCCACCAACGCCAAAGAUUGAAACUGAAGAGGAAAAGACGGAUGAGGGUCCCCCUCCUAAAGAAGAGAAUGCUUCGUUGUCGACUAAAGAAGAAACAAAAGACGUUGAGCCCUCAGGCGAACUGAAGGAGAAACCCGAGGACAAAGAAUGUGAUUCAAAAGAUCAGUCAGAGGAUAAAUCGCCGGAAAAGGAUUCUUCACCUAAUGAGUCCACAAGCAAAGAAAACAAUGAUCAAGACGGUGAGGAAAAUCUAAUUGAAAUAGAAGAUCCUGAUGAUUAUCUGCUGUAUUUAGAGCAUAUCCUCAUGAAAAUUCAUGAAAAAUUCUACGAGGAAUAUGAGAAAACUAAAGAGAUUUCCGACCUGAAAAGGUUAAUCCCGCAAGUAAAGUCACAGGUGCUUGUCGGGUUCAACCUAGUCUUUUCCGGAUUGGUCCCCAACAGUAUGAAACUGGAAGGAAGUAAAGCAUAUCAGGUUGCACGCAGUUUAGGCGCCAAAGUAACACAGGAUUUCCAGCCUGACACCACCCACCUGGUGGCAGUCACCUUUGGCACUUCUAAGGUGCACAAUGCUAGGAAAAAUCCCAAAAUAAAAAUCGUUACCCCAGAAUGGCUUUGGGCCUGCGCCGAGCGAUGGGAACACGUGGAAGAAUUGCUUUAUCCAUUGAAACAGUCUAAGCCUUCAAAAAUGCGACAACCCCCGCCGCACUGUCAUAGUCCGGAACAUGCUGUAAACUACGGAGAAAGUAGGAAAGCCGGAGGGUCUUCGAAACCACGGGAGGGCUCCCAGCAGGAACCGCCAAAAUUCAUCGAUACGUUGAAUCCGUUGCUCAGCUUUUCAAAUGACGAUCUGGACGCCAUGAAUAAUGAUUUCGACGAGUUCUUCGAAUCGGACGAUAGCAGUAGUGAUGAUGAGCCUGUCGACAUCGAAAAUCCACCGAUGAACAAAUCGCUGCGGAAGCGGAAACGCAAGGAGGAAAAGGAAAACCGACGCAAUAUUUUCAAAGAGGAAGACGAAUCCAGUAAGACUCUUAUUAAGUACAAUGAAGAAGAAAACGAUAACAGCCAAACGAACCUGAGCUCGGAUGAUGAUGACAGUCCAAGUGCUAAGUUCAGGCGAGGAUGUGGUCUACCUUCGGACCUAGAUAUGGGUUCGAACAGCGAGGGCAGUAUCGAUCCAGUGGAUGAUGUGGAUGACGGCGAUUGGAAUAUGAUGGGCGCGGCGCUUGAGAGAGAAUUUCUCGGUUUGGACGAGUAGGAUCGCUUUCUCCGGUAGGUAGUGUAACUAUUUCAGUGGUAGUACAAAAGUGAACAGUGACCUCACCAGCAUGCGCGGUUUAUUAUUCUUUUUUCUCCGUUCCAUAGUUCUCUUGUUACAAUGUUGUACAUAUAUAAUGAACCGGUUUCUAAUGUUUGAGAACAAUUUUAAUUUAAUUUCCUCAAUUGUACACUAGUUGCUAAUUGUUAAA
This is a messenger RNA of Ochlerotatus camptorhynchus, 2500 nucleotides long. RefSeq names its product RNA polymerase II subunit A C-terminal domain phosphatase Fcp1 (gene Fcp1). Gene Ontology annotation, molecular function: RNA polymerase II CTD heptapeptide repeat phosphatase activity. The record is from RefSeq and is a predicted model, not a curated record. Gene Ontology annotation, cellular component: nucleus. The transcript is spliced from 7 exons. Bases 46 to 2289 code for a protein of 747 amino acids. Lineage: Eukaryota; Metazoa; Arthropoda; Insecta; Diptera; Culicidae.